Messenger RNA from Dicentrarchus labrax (European seabass), 1985 nucleotides. RefSeq names its product microfibril associated protein 1 (gene mfap1). NCBI's taxonomy places the organism in Eukaryota, Metazoa, Chordata, Actinopteri, Moronidae. Gene Ontology annotation, molecular function: RNA binding. The transcript is spliced from 8 exons. Gene Ontology annotation, cellular component: U2-type spliceosomal complex. Bases 132 to 1460 code for a protein of 442 amino acids. The record is from RefSeq and is a predicted model, not a curated record. Gene Ontology annotation, biological process: mRNA splicing, via spliceosome.
AAUAAAUCCACUUCCGGUCCGCUCGCUGUUCCGGUUCGGUUGAAGCGACGUCGAGCUCAUUUCUGUCCGAGUGAAAUACUCUUUUAUUAUAGUUUUACUUUUAUUAAAUCGAUACCGUCGAGCGGGCAACCAUGUCCAGUCGCGAAGCCCUCAACAUGAAGCUCCCUCCGAUCCAGUCCACCGCCGGAGCGGUUCCGGUCCGGAACGAGAAAGGGGAGCUCUCCAUGGAGAAGGUGAAGGUGAAGAGGUAUGUGUCGGGUAAACGUCCCGACUACGCCCCAAUGGAGUCGUCCGACGAGGAAGAUGAGGACUUCCAGUUUGUGAAGAAGGGAAAGGAACUGGAGCCAGAGGUGGAGCUGGAGGAAGAGGAUGUCUCUGACCCACGUCUCAAACGUCUUCUCAACCGUGUCUCUGAGGACGUGGAGGAGAGGCUCGCGAGACACAGACAGAUCGCAGAGCCUGAAGUUGUGGCUGAGAGCAGCGAGGACUCUGAUGAAGGCACCUGGCAUCCAGAGCAGGAGAUUGAGAGUAGCGAGGAAGAAGAGGAGGAAGAGGAAGAAGUGGAUGAUGAGGAAAUCGAGAGGAGGCGAGCGAUGAUGAGGCAGCGAGCUGUUGAACGGAAGAACGAGGAGAUGGAGGUCAUGGAGGUGGAGGAGGAAGGGAAGUCCGGGGAGGAAUCAGAGUCCGAGUCUGAAUAUGAAGAAUACACAGACAGCGAGGAUGAAGCAGAGCCUCGACUCAAACCUGUCUUCAUCCGCAAGAAGGACAGAGUCACAGUGGCGGAGCGUGAAGCAGAGGAGCAGCGGCAAAAAGAGCUGGAGGUCGAGGCCAAGAAGCAGGUGGAGGAGCGACGGCGCUACACCCUCAAGAUUGUGGAGGAGGAGGCUAAGAAGGAGUUUGAGGAGAACCGGCGCACGCUGGCUGCUCUCGACGGUCUGGACACUGACGGAGAGAACGAGGAGGAAGAAUACGAAUCCUGGAAAGUCCGAGAGCUGAAGCGCAUCAAGAGGGACAGAGAGGCCAGAGAACUCAUGGAGAGGGAGAAGGCUGAAAUUGAGAGAUUCCACAACUUGACAGAGGAGGAGCGCAGGGCUGAGCUCCGCAACAGCGGCAAAGUCAUCACCAACAAAGCCACCAAAGGCAAAUACAAGUUCCUCCAGAAGUACUACCACAGAGGAGCCUUCUUCAUGGACGGAGAGGACGACGUGUACAAGAGAGACUUCAGCGCACCCACUCUGGAAGAUCACUUCAACAAAACCAUCUUACCCAAAGUCAUGCAGGUGAAAAACUUUGGUCGGUCCGGACGCACCAAGUACACCCACCUGGUGGACCAGGACACUACAUCGUUCGACUCAGCCUGGGCCCAGGAGAGCGCUCAGAACAGCAAGUUCUUCAAGCAGAAGGCGGCAGGCGUGAGGGACGUGUUUGACCGGCCCACAGUGAAGAAGAGGAAGACUUAAAGUGUGUAAGGAUUUGGAACAGACUUCUCCGGGACUACAGUGCAGCUUUAGAGACUGUACAGAGACCACGCUGCAUCCUGAUUGAAUUUCUUUCCUGGACUUUAUGGAAGUAAAAUGGACCGAUUCCACCGCUUUGAUAAAUUGUUUUAUCUACCAGGAAGAUGCUCCAUCAUUUAAAAAAAAAAACCUAAUGUUGGCCCCUCACAAUCCUACUUAAAAUGCAGCUGGUUUCAGUUCAGCAAUGUGCAGAAUAAAGCUUGUUUCUUAUUAAAUUUAAGUUUGCUGCAUUUUAAAGACUUGCAGAGAAAACAUUAAUAAAAUCAUCUUCGUCUGUAAUGUCCUAAAAAAUGUGUCCACAGGUUUCACACCCAGAUACCUCCUUCAGUUGUAAAGCAGUGGGCUGUGAUGUCGUUUUGUACAAUACGAUUGGAGAUUGAUUUUCUGCAUUUUUUCCUUUCAUUUGUAAAAGUACAGGUAUUGUACUAUUGUAUUGUUUGUGAAUAAAGCUUCAUUUUUAAAACUUUU